UAGCUUGCUCCUCCGGUGGUGUUUUGGUCAAGUUGGCUCUGCUCCUCACUCGCCAAAAUGACAGCGAGGAAGUCUGGUUCACGACUGGAGAUAGAGAUAGAGCGAUGCCGCUCGGAGGCCCAGUGGGACAAGAUUCCAGAGUUGGUGCGACAGCUCUCGGCUAAGCUGAUAUCAAACGAUGACCUGGGCGAGCUGCUGUUGGGUGAAUGCAAGCUGCAGACGUACCUGAAGGAGAAUCCCAUCAAGCAAGGUACGAGUCCCAGGGUCCAACGGCCAAAACUGCUGGAGGUCAGGAAGCAUCUCACUGCUGCUCUGGACAGAGGAAACCUGAAGCCGGAUUACAUCCAGGAAGCUAGCCUGUUAAUGGCCAAACUGUGCUAUGUGGAGGGAGAAUACAAAGAUGCUUUAGGGCACUACAGCAAGGUGAACCUGGACGACAUGCAGCUGGCUGGAGCUCCUGUGUACAGGCUGUCUAUGAUAGCAGAGUCUUAUGCGACUAAAGGUUUGUGCCUAGAGAAAGUCCCAGCUGCUUCACCGUCUCUAUCCAAUAAGAACACCGGGUCUCCGGCGUCCAACAGGAGCAUGACCGAGCGGGAGCAGGAGAUCAUCACCUGCUACGAAAAGUCUGGAGACAUUGCUUUGCUCUAUCUGCAGGAGGCCGAGAAGGCGUUGUCAGCAGGGAUUCAGAACCGCAGUCCAAAGCCUGGCCCGACAGCUCAGGACCAGGAGCUGGGCUACUUCCUAGAGACGGGCCUUCAGAGAGCCCAUGUCAUCCACUUCAAGAAUGGCAACCUGACACAAGGUGUGGGCAGGUUUCGAGAGAUUCUUCGGGCUAUUGAGACCAGAACCACCCAGAACCUACGAAUGACCAUAGCCAGACAGCUUGCAGAGAUCUUGCUCAGAGGAAUGUGCGAACAGAGUUACUGGUCUCCUCUUGAAGACCCACCCGUCGUGUCGCCCCUGGACGAUCCGACACGCCAAGGACACACUCAUAGCAAGAGCUACAGCCUAAGCCGACGCCCACGAGUGUACUCGGGAGAGAAUCUGUUUUGCCCUCAGGAGAACACAGAAGAAGCAUUGCUGCUGCUGCUCAUCAGCGAAUCCAUGGCCAACCGUGAUGCCGUCCUAAGCAGAAUUCCUGAACACAACAACGAUCGGAUCAUCAGUUUGCAGUCGGCCUCGGUGGUGUAUGACCUGCUGACCAUAGCUUUGGGCAGGAGAGGGCAGUAUGAGAUGUUGUCAGAGUGUUUGGAGAGAGCCAUGAAGUUCGCCUUUGAGGAGUUCCACUUGUGGUAUCAGCUCGCCUUGUCGCUGAUGGCAGCAGGCAAAUCAGCUCGUGCCGUUAAGGUUCUCAAGGAGUGUAUCCGCCUGAAGCCCGAUGACCCCACCAUCCCGCUGCUGGCCGUAAAGCUGUGCAUCGGACCUCUCCACUGGCUGGAUGAAGGAGAGUGCUUUGGAAAGAUGGUGAUUGACAUGGGAGAGAAAGCAGCUGAAUUCAGAGCCAAAGGCUUCUUGGCUAUAGGUUUGGUUUACAGCCUCAAAGCCACUGAUGCGUCAUUGCGAAGCACACAGGAGGAAUACCAGAGGAAAGCUUUGGGAGCCUUCCAGAGAGCUCAGAGUCUGUCUCCAACUGACCAUUUGGCAGCCUUCUACUUGGCGCUGCAGCUUGCCGUGUCCAGACAGAUCCCCGAGGCGCUAGGCUAUGUUCGACAGGCGCUGCAGCUUCAAGGAGAUGACGUCCACUCCCUUCACCUGCUGGCCCUGCUUCUCUCUGCCCAGAAACACUACCACGAUGCUCUCAAUAUCAUAGAGAUGGCUCUCUCUGAGUACCCUGAAAACUUCAAUCUGUUGUAUACCAAGGUGAAGCUGGAGGCUAUGUGUAGAGGACCCGAAGAAGCUCUGCUCACCUGUAAACACAUGCUGCAAAUCUGGAAGAGCUUUUACAACCUUACCAACCCCAGUGAUUCGGGGCGUGGCAGCAGUCUGCUGGAUAGAGCCAUAGCAGACAGGCGACAGCUCAACGCUAUGACCCUGCCUGACUUCAGUGACCCUGAGACUGCCUCAGGUUCUUCAUCUUCGCUCUCUGGUUUCGAACCAGUCUCCCCCACCUCCCCCUCCACCAUGUCCACCGUCUCCUCCCCGCUGUCUUCCCCUUCUUCCCCUGUCUUCAUCUUCCAGCCUCCCCAUACUCCUCUGCCUCCACUCCGAAAACCACCUUUCCGCUCUCCUCUUCCUUCCCUUCCCCCUGCCCUUCCUCCUCCUCCUCCUCCUCUUCCACCUCCACGCACAAAGACCAGGACUCACUCCUUCUGCAACCACGCCAUAGUCCGCCAGCUGUCCUCCAACUCUGAGGUGUACAUCGGCAUGUCAAAACCCGCUGAGGCCACGGCGUGCACGCAGGAAGCCGCCAACCUCUUCCCCACGUCCCACAACGUCCUCUACAUGAGGGGGCAGAUAGCCGAGCUGAGGGGCAACAUAGACGAAGCCAAGCGCUGGUACGAGGAGGCCCUGUCCAUCAACCCGACUCACGUCAAGACCAUGCAGAGACUGGGUCUGAUCCUGCACCAGCUGCAGCGUUUCAGUCUGUCGGAAAAGGUGCUGAGAGACGCCGUGCAGGUGAACAGCACGGCUCACGAUGUGUGGAACAGUCUUGGCGAGGUGUUGCAGGCUCAGGGAAACACCGCCGCCGCCACUGAGUGUUUUCUCACCGCCUUGGAGCUGGAAGCCAGCAGCCCCAUCCUGCCCUUCACCAUCAUUCCCAGAGCACUAUGAAAAAAACACACACACAGAGCAUGCCUGCAUGCCACUUCACAAACACACACACGCAAAGACCUGUGAAAAGGUGUACUGCCAAACCUUCACACACACAUAAACUCAGAGUGUAUAUAGAAAUGCAAAGAGUACAAAUAAACAGGCUUCCCUCUGACCACCCGUGCUUCCCACAAUGCCUUUCUUGUGGCCAUGUCCCACGUCUACGUGAGUGUGCGUGUCUCCUUCCCGCGCUGCGUGUUGUCUCCUUCGUCAUUAUUCUCAGAAGCCUGAAAGUUGUGUUUACAUGUUGUUUAGUCCAAAUACACACACAUACACUCUGAGCAAUUUUAACAUAAAUGGAUUAGAUUUCCGUUAAAAGCCAAAUAUGCAUUUACUUGGUACUGUUCACAUCGAUGCAGCAGAAAACAAUCUUUCAAAAGUGGAUGCAAGCGCCAAAACCUGUCCGUCCCGCCCCCUUCCUGUUUUUUUUGCUUUGUUUUCUUAUGAUGAUUUACUGAGUUCAGCAAGGUGAGAGAGCACCAUACAAUUUAGAGCCACCAGUGGACCCUGUUUUCAGUGGGUUCAUGUCUUCAUUUUUAAUCCCUCUCCAGAAUUGAAGCUGAAAUCUUGUUUUUCUACAGUCGACUUUGAGCAUCAUGGAAAUAUCGUAGUUUAACAUCUGCGACAGGAACGAGCACUGCUGCCCUGCAUCUUUUCUGCUUUCUGAUAAUUCAUCAGAUAAAACUGUGUGUAGUCUCUGUGUUCUGCCCUCACCUGGUUAGUCAGUGAUAAAUAUUGCUGUAUGUGUAUGCUUGUUUUUUUUUAACACUACAAAAACUCAAUCCCAUUUUAUAUGCACGCACAAACACUAUAGAUCAGCAGCAGAUCGAGCUGGAGGUCGAACCACUGAGGAGUAUUGCUGUAGCCCUGCACCCGUGUUAGCAUUGUUAAAAUUUUGAAGACAGGAACCCACUGUAGUAAAUUCAGACUUCUGAGUGGUCAAUGGUGUUUGACUCGACACUAAGAUCAUUUUCCAAAAGUAUCUGUGCCACUUUUUGGUGCUUGUAUCCACUCAGGAAAGAUGCUCGUGUAAUGUUAUCUGCAUCUGCAUGGAGGGGAAUCGUUGUUACUGUAUACCUGGCUCAGGAUCAGCCAGGUCUUUAAGGUAUCCAGCGGAGCAUCGACGGACUUUCGCUGAGAAAUAAAUCGGUGUAAAUGCCAAACCUCGGGUUGCAUUCGCCCUCGCGGGAAAUCUGAUUUCCUGCAGCUGAUCUUAAAGUGUUUUUGUGAAGUUUUUAAGUGAAAAAAUCAAAGUGCCACCUGGAGCAACUCAAACAGCAACAACGUAUAAUCUGCGGAAAACUGUUGGAAUUUGUGCCACAUCUUUCCUCCAGAAAUCAGAUUGCCUUGUUGAGCGCAAAUGCACCCGCAGUGAUUGUGUUGUCUUUGUGUUCCAUCACCAGAUUAAUAUUUUUAUUUUGGUUUUGAUUAUAAAUACAAAGAAUUAUUGCUGUAUAUUUCAUUGUUCCACUAGUGUAUUAUUAUUUUCGAGAGUAAAUUAUAACUAUUUUCUGGAGAAUGAUGUUGCUGAGAGAGAGCGAGGUAUGAAAGGACAUCCUCCUGAGCUCAGGCAGUGAGUCCUUUGUGCUGUAAAUGAAUGAUUAUGAAGACCAAGAUAAUAAAAGUGGAUAAAAAGAA
Messenger RNA from Neolamprologus brichardi, 4449 nucleotides. The record is from RefSeq and is a predicted model, not a curated record. NCBI's taxonomy places the organism in Eukaryota, Metazoa, Chordata, Actinopteri, Cichliformes, Cichlidae.